Messenger RNA from Papaver somniferum (opium poppy), 1126 nucleotides. Its product is annotated as glycine-rich protein A3-like. The transcript has 3 exons. The coding region runs from base 197 to 853 and encodes 218 amino acids. NCBI's taxonomy places the organism in Eukaryota, Viridiplantae, Streptophyta, Magnoliopsida, Ranunculales, Papaveraceae. The record is from RefSeq and is a predicted model, not a curated record.
UUAACAUUAAAUUAUUUAAUUAGUUAGAUUAUAAAUACAGCGAAAGACCUUUAUCUCCAUCUAAUCUAACACUUUUCCUUGCUUUUUAUCUCUUCAUCUUCUUUCUUCUACGGGUCGAAUCUUCAAGGAAAAUCAUCAUCAUCAUCAUCUCUUACAGACAACUUAUAAUAAUCUACAGAAAAUAGGCGGGGGAAACAUGGAUCCCAACCAUAACAACAAUUCUUAUCCACCAUAUCCCUAUCCUCCACCUCCUGCUGGUGCUGCCGGUGGUUAUCCUCCCACCGGGUAUCCUCCCCAGGGAGGAGGUGCUCCUCCAACUGCUUAUCCUCCUGCCCCAACUCACGGAGGGGAAGCUGAUGACAAAGGACUAUUUUCAACCCUUGCUGCCGGUGCUAUGGCUUCAGGAAUGGCUGGUGGUCAUCACGGACACCAUGGAGGAGGACAUUAUCCACCACCUCCAGGGGCGUAUCCAGGCUAUCCUCCUUAUGCUGGUGGUCAUGGAUAUCCACCAGCUGGGUAUCCUCCUCAAGGUGGUCAUGGCUAUCCACCAGCAGGUUACCCACCAGCAGGAGGUUAUCCUGGUCCAUAUGGACAUGCUCCAUCUCACGGAGGGCAUGGACCUAUGGGUGGCGGUGGCAUGGGUGGGAUGCUUGCUGGUGGUGCAGCAGCUGCUGCAGCUAUGUAUGGAGCUCACAAGCUAUCACAUGGACAUGGUGGUUAUGGUUAUGGGCACGGCGGUUACGGACACCAUGGGAAAUUCAAGCAUGGGAAGUUCAAGCAUGGAAAGCAUGGGAUGUUUGGCAAGCGUGGAAAGGGUGGGUUUUUUGGUGGAAAGAUGAAGAGGUGGAAGUAAUGAUAUUCUAAUACUGGCUAGUUCGUGCUCCAUCACUAUCCACUCUUUAUACUACUAGCUCAAGUAUUUGCACCUUGUUUUUUCAAUAUAUUAGUACCUACUAUGAUCUGGAGAAAUUACUGACUCGUGCUUGUGCCAUUAUGGCGGUCAGCUGCAUUAAUAUCUUAACAAGAGCAGUCUUUCUGUAAAUACGCUCGGAUGAUUUAUGCAUUUGGGUGAUUUUAGUUUGGAGUUAUAUAUAUAUAUAUUCCAAUCUCUUGGGUUUAUUGGCUA